AUGUCUACUCUGAAUUCGAAAACGGGCAAAAAGGAUGCGGAAUCAUCAACAAACAAAAGUAGGCAGCCACUGGAGACCGGCACCAAACCAUCUACCAAAAAUGUUCGCAAGAACGUUAUCAAGCCCCUUCCGAUGAAUCUGGAUCCAGCUCAGUUGUUUAAUUUAUUUUCCAAGAAUUAUGAGAGUUUGCUGCAAGCUAUGGCGAAGCAAUUUGAAGAUGAAGAAAAUUUCUCCCCGUUUCCCUCUGAAGAUGAUACCAAUACUCAGCUGAAUCCCAUUUUCAACUAUAACUUGUUAGAGGCUCUCGAAUCUGCAUCAAUCCAGACUGGAGAGAAAGUCAAGGAGGUGACUAAUGGAAAUGGACAGCGUUCCUUUUCUACGGCUCCGCUGCAGAACGGUGCAUCAACAAAACCAACCACGCAUGCAAAAAGAAAGAUAAUAUGCCCGCCUCAAUCUUUGCUAAACGAUUCCGAGAUUGACUUUAUACGAAACAAGAUUGCCCAAGUUAUCAAGCAAAAUGAGGGAGGAAAUUUACCUAGAAGCUUAAACUUUUUUGAUGCUGGAGAUGGAUUUGCACUUCACUCUGAAGACUCAAAUAAAACAUCAAAUGGUUUCAACAACAGGGGUAAUCACAAUCAAACUUCCAUUGAGAUUGAGUUCAGUCCGAUACCCGAAUGCAAAGUCCAUGGCGUGGAGGACUGCGACUGCCCUAUUUUUGAUGAGGAGUACGUAUCUUCACAUCCAUCAUCAAGAGGGUUGAAUAGUUCGCGAGAUUCAGAGGGUAGAGAUUCCAACGACGAUGGCCCUUCGUGUGAGUUUACAUUUGAAUACGACAGCAAAGGAAGACUUCUUCCCAUGGGAAAUAAUAUCGAAGAUAAGCUCAGCUUGAUGGAUAGCGAAGCAGGCAAGUUGAAAGAAUUGCAGGAAGAAUUUGAAGCAAUCAUAGCGGAGGAGAAUGGGUCUCGGCCAAAGUCAGCUGUAAAAGAACAGCUGGAUAAAACACAUCGACCUCGGUCUAUCUCCUCCAAGUCAACACAACAAAACAAGAACCGAGUGAAGAGAAGACUAAAACGGGAGAUCACCGACCCACUCGAUGAUUUGAAAGAAUUUGUCAAGGAGGAAACACAAAAAAAAUUGGAAAAAAGGCGAUUGCUAUGUAACCGGCAAUCUUCGAGUUCACGAAACUUCUAUGGAUUGAUACCCAAGGAUGAUUGCUGUUUAUUGUGUCAGUACGAGGCGGUAUUUGGAAUAAAGCCUCGCUAUCUCGUGACCAAAAAAGCCAAUUAA
This is a messenger RNA of Lodderomyces theae, 1287 nucleotides long. RefSeq lists its product as uncharacterized. Bases 1 to 1287 code for a protein of 428 amino acids. The record is from RefSeq and is a predicted model, not a curated record. The transcript has a single exon. Lineage: Eukaryota; Fungi; Ascomycota; Pichiomycetes; Serinales; Debaryomycetaceae.